AUGGCUCAAGAGGAUAUUAGCUAUCUAGAACAUUUAAAAAUCUAUUUAGACGAAUUAGAAACAUUGAUAUUAAAUGCUGAACAGGAUUUAAAUUUAUCAUCUCAUCUGUUCUUGGAAAAAGGAAAGGUACAAACGUUGAUCAAAUUAAUUGAUAGUAAGUUGCAAUGUUUUAUGUUUAAGAAUGAAAAAAAGAAAUUGUUUCUGUGUUUAGGUGGCUGGCUUAACAUAGAUUAAUGGCAUCAAAACAUUUUGAUAAGAAAUUUUUUUAUAAAGUAGUUUAUGUACUAAAAUAAAAGAAUUAAUGUUAAUGUAUUUCAUGAGAAACUCACGUAAUAAGAGCGCAAUAUAGAUGCCGAUGAUUUUGUUUGGGUAAACACUUCCUGGCUGACUUUUAGGGUACUGGUUUCUAUCAGCCUGUAGAAUUAUGUAGAUGUUUAUUUCAGGCAGACACGAUUAUUCAUUUUAGGAAAAUGCCAGAUAAAAGAUUAAGCGUUAGUUGUGUACUGUGUUACUUGUAUGAAAAUUAUAUAUUUCACAUUUUAUAAAUAUAAGACUGUUCUGCUCUAAUUUAGUUCACUUGUUCUAACAGUCUGUAUUUUUAAUUUUUUUUUAAAAAUGACAUACAGUAUAUGUAUAAUGACAAAUGGACCCAUUCAAGAAUUUCACAUCGACAAUGAUCAAGUGGAAAUAGUCAAAGAGUUCAUUUUCUUGGGCUCUAGUAUAAACACCGAUGGUAACUGCAGUAAUGAAAUUAAAAGAAGAC
Molecule: messenger RNA, 763 nt
Organism: Didymodactylos carnosus
Lineage: Eukaryota; Metazoa; Rotifera; Eurotatoria; Philodinida; Philodinidae
Source: the annotation of a GenBank genome assembly